Messenger RNA from Prunus persica (peach), 2819 nucleotides. Its product is annotated as probable pre-mRNA-splicing factor ATP-dependent RNA helicase DEAH2. Gene Ontology annotation, cellular component: intracellular anatomical structure. Lineage: Eukaryota; Viridiplantae; Streptophyta; Magnoliopsida; Rosales; Rosaceae. The transcript has a single exon. The coding region runs from base 1 to 2130 and encodes 709 amino acids. The record is from RefSeq and is a predicted model, not a curated record. Gene Ontology annotation, molecular function: RNA binding; RNA helicase activity; ATP hydrolysis activity.
AUGCGUAUGGAGAGGAAGAGGAAGAUGUGUUUGUUUAACAUGGUGGUCUCAUCAUCAGCGAAGAUGAGAAAAUCAGGCGGCGGUGGAGGAGCCACAACGAUUGACAAUGCGGUGGUAAGCGGUGUGAUCAAUCCGUGGACUGGAAUGCCUUAUUCCCAGAGCUACUAUGAGAUCCUUGAGAAGAGGAAGACUUUGCCAGUUUGGCAACAGAAAGACGAGUUCUUGAAGGCUCUUAAGGCCAACCAAUGUAUAAUUUUGGUUGGUGAGACUGGUAGCGGUAAAACCACUCAAAUCCCUCAAUUUGUUUUGGAAAGUGUUAAUGCAGAAAUUCCGGGUGGUAAAAGGAUGAUGAUUGCGUGCACGCAGCCACGUAGAGUUGCCGCAAUGUCAGUGUCUCGUCGUGUAGCUGAAGAGAUGGAUGUGAAGAUAGGAGAAGAGGUUGGCUACACUAUUCGUUUCGAAGACUGCAGCAGUGCCUCUAAAACAUUGUUGAAGUAUUUAACAGAUGGUAUGCUUUUAAGAGAGGCAAUGGCAGAUCCCCUGUUGGAAAGGUACAAGGUGAUAAUACUGGAUGAGGCACACGAAAGAACGUUAGCAACUGAUGUUCUUUUCGGGCUUCUCAAGAAGGUGUUGAGAAAUAGGCCUGAUUUGAAGUUGGUUGUGAUGAGCGCUACUCUUGAGGCCGAAAAAUUUCAGGGCUAUUUCAGUGGUGCGCAUUGUAUGAAAGUUCCUGGCAGGCUUCAUCCAGUGGAAAUUCUUUACAGUGAGGAACCCGAAAAGAACUAUGUGGAGGCAACAAUUCGAACCGUUGUGCAGAUUCAUAUGUUUGAGGGUCCAGGGGAUGUACUUGUCUUUUUAACUGGGGAGGAAGAGAUUGAAGAUGUAUGCUGCAAAAUUGACAAAGAAAUUGCAAAAUUUGGUGAUCAGUCUGGUCCUGUCAAAGUGUUGCCUCUGUACUCAACUCUGCCUCCAGCUGUGCAGCAGAAAAUAUUUGAGCCAGUACGUUCUGGGAGGAAGAUUGUGGUGUCAACAAACAUUGCUGAAACUUCUUUAACCAUAGAUGGAAUCGUUUAUGUUAUCGACCCGGGAUUUUCUAAACAGAAAGUUUAUAGCCCAAGUGGGGGUGUUGAGUCAUUGUUGGUGUCUCCAAUUUCCAAGGCCAGUGCCUGUCAGAGGGCAGGGCGUGCUGGAAGGACUAGACCGGGGAAAUGUUUCAGACUUUACACUGAGAAAAGUUUCCAUAAUCAUCUUGAAGCACAAACAUGUCCAGAGAUAUUGAGAUCAAACCUUGCAAAUACAGUGCUUACUUUGAAGAAACUAGGAAUUGAUGACUUGGUUCAUUUUGAUCUCAUGGACCCUCCUGCUCCUGAGACAUUGAUGCGAGCACUAGAGGUUUUGUAUUCUUUGGGAGCAUUGGAUGACGAGGGUAAUUUGACCAAGCUGGGGGAGAUUAUGAGCGAGUUCCCAUUAGACCCUCAGAUGUCAAAGAUGCUCAUCAUGAGCCCUGGAUUUCACUGCUCGAACGAAAUCCUGUCAAUCUGUUCAAUGCUCUCGGUACCUAAUUGUUUUCUUAGGCCUAGAGAGGCUCGAAAAGCUGCAGACGAAGCGAAAGCGAAGUUUGGUCACAUGGAUGGAGACCACAUAACGCUUCUCAAUGUGUACCACGCCUACAAGAACAAUGAGGAUCCUGUGUGGUGCUAUCAAAACUUUGUCAAUGAGAAGGUACUGAAGGCUGCAGACAAUGUUCGGCAGCAGCUAGCGCGAAUUAUGGCUCGGUUCAAUCUCAAGUUAUGCAGCACUGAUUUUAAGAGUGGGGACUACUACAUCAACAUAAGAAAGGCCUUGCUAGCUGGAUAUUUCAUGCAGGUGGCUCACCUGGAAAGCAACACAGGACACUACAGCACAGUGAAAGAUAACCAAGUUGUACACUUGCAUCCGUCCAGUUGCUUGGAUCACAAGCCAGAGUGGAUUGUUUACCACGAGUAUGUCCUGACCAGUAGGAAUUUUAUCCGGACUGUGACGAAUAUUUGCGGCGACUGGCUAGCUGAGAUUAUGAUUGCACUAGAAAAAUCAGGCAAAAAAUUGGGUUAUGGAGGGCUUAACUUAAAAGACAGGAAGCAGACUACUUGAAGAUUAAUGAACAAAAUCCCCUCGACACUUUCUGUUUAACUUUCCAUGUAAUAAGAACCUUUAAACAUGUUUAAAAUUGAACAAAAGAGGCUCCAACAAGCGUGCAAUAAUCUAAGUUGCUACUACUAACUCUAACUCUGUGUUUAUGCAUUGACAAUGAACUCUCCAUAUCCUAAUUUCACUAGGCUAAAUUCACCAACAAAUUAAAAAAAAAAAAAAACCAUCCUAAUUUCAAAAGAUUCACCGAAAAAAAUACUAUUAACUCUUCGUAACAAGCAUUUUCAUUCUAUAAUCUCAAAUUCAAAAUAUGACUCCAAAAAAAAUUCCAUUUUCGAGCUUUACAUAAAACUGAAAACUGAUAUCAAUUACCACACAACUUUUGUUCAGAUUUCACUUUCUUUGAAAACUAGAAUUAAUUAUCAAACAAGUUUUAAAUUUUUAGAUGUGGAAAAAUAAAAAAUAAAAAAUAAAUGGUUAUCAAACAGCUCCUAAAAUUUUGAAAAAAAAAAACUAUCACAUUUGGGAUUGACAUGCCAAAAAUACCUACUAUAAAUUCAAUCACGUGCAGGGACGGAGUGAGGUGAUGCACCUAUAGCCCAGGUGAAUUUUAUUAUUUUAUUCUUAUAGCUAGUAUAUAAGUUUUUAAGGAUUUAGUCUAGUUCAAAAUUAACAGUUUACCUAUAAGGAAA